Eucalyptus grandis is the source of this 1008-nucleotide messenger RNA. RefSeq names its product structural maintenance of chromosomes flexible hinge domain-containing protein GMI1-like. The transcript is spliced from 10 exons. The record is from RefSeq and is a predicted model, not a curated record. NCBI's taxonomy places the organism in Eukaryota, Viridiplantae, Streptophyta, Magnoliopsida, Myrtales, Myrtaceae. The coding region runs from base 1 to 777 and encodes 258 amino acids.
AUGUCAUGGUGUAUGGUUAAUGUCCAUUUUUCGAUCACGAGGACACCUGCGCAAAUAGAACACUCGGAUGAGACAAGCUGUAAAAACUAUGAAAAAGAAGUGACAGUUCUUGCAUCUGCUGAGGUUGGAAGGUGGCAACUUUUGGGCUAUGAUAAGAAUGAGCAUCUUAGAGUCAGGGUUGGAUCAUGCUUUCCUCCUUUAGAUGUUGCAUGUUAUGACAGAUAUGGGAACCUCAUUCCAUUCCCAUCAACUCCAAAAGUCAAUUUGCAAUUCAAGAUGGGCAAAGGCACGUUGAUUGGUGUAAAGAAAACGAAGGCAGGCCUUUCGUCUGACAAAAGGACUCUAAGAAUUAACGAUAUACUAAUAGAAAGUGGGGAUUUAGACAUCAUCCGGCCAAACUAUGAGGGCACAAUGCUUUUAUGUCUGCCAGAUGAAUCUUUGUCCAUUUCUAUUCCAUGUAAAGUUAUUCCUGGACAUGUGCGGCGAGUGUUGGCACAUCCAUCCAUGCAAAGUAUCCAAAUGCUUCCUGGGUGCAUAGUACAAGAACUCAAAUUGGAGAUGUUUGAUGCUUAUGGAAAUCAUGCUUUGAGGGGCUCUGGAGUUCUUUUGAAGGUUGAGGGAUUUUCCAUUAAAGAUCAGAUGGGUAAAAAGCACAAGGCGGAUCAUGAUGGAUUUGUUCAUCUUGGUGGCAUGUUGAAAGUUACUGCAGGUUUCAAUCGAAAUGGUGAAUAUGGGCUGAGUUUGAUCUACAUGAGUUUGGGCUUAAUUCGAUUUUGACAGAUUGGGCUUCCUUUACAUUUGAGUUUGAAAAGGCUGAGAUAAGAGCCUGUGCUUGUCUUCGGUGAAGCCCGUAAGACCGGAGUUGGCCCAUGUUUGGAUCUGGCCCAAGUGAGUCAAUAAACAUCGAAUUUUCUUGUGAAAGUAGCACAUUGUUCCAAAUUCGGACUUUCAUUUUGUCAUCCAAUCAUUUCCAAGGUCAUUCAAUCGAGACCUCAAAAUGUCCACUAG